Molecule: messenger RNA, 408 nt
Organism: Oldenlandia corymbosa var. corymbosa
Lineage: Eukaryota; Viridiplantae; Streptophyta; Magnoliopsida; Gentianales; Rubiaceae
Source: the annotation of a GenBank genome assembly
AUGAGGCUCUUAGUUUCAACAUUAGUCUUAUUUCUCGGGCUAUGCUGCUCCUUCUCCGUUAAUUACGUCGUUAACGGCGAUCCCGACACGGAUAUUACUAACGAAGGUUGCAAUCCGACCACGUAUUCUGACGGCGAUGCUUACGGAGUAGCCGUAAAGGAGGCGCUCAAUAAUAUGUUUAUGACUACGCCCUUCGCCUUAGGCUACAAUUACAGCGUAAGUGUCAAAAGCAAUGGGGACAGUGGCUUAGCGGCUUUCGCUUACGGAAACUGUGAGAAGUCACUGAUGGCGACGGACUGCAGCGCUUGCAUGAUCGCUGCUUACAACGAUGUCACUAGUCUUUGCAAUGGUCAUAUGGCCGGUUGGAUUGGCAUGGUUGAUUGCUUCAUUGGUUAUCUUCCAGUUUGA